Molecule: messenger RNA, 456 nt
Organism: Nycticebus coucang (slow loris)
Lineage: Eukaryota; Metazoa; Chordata; Mammalia; Primates; Lorisidae
Gene: ROMO1
Product: reactive oxygen species modulator 1
Exons: 3
Coding region: 141-380 (79 amino acids)
Biological process (GO): protein insertion into mitochondrial inner membrane; protein import into mitochondrial matrix
Cellular component (GO): TIM23 mitochondrial import inner membrane translocase complex
Source: RefSeq, a predicted model, not a curated record
CCCGAAGCGCCUGCGAUCUUCAGCCCGAGGCUCCCGGAAGCACUGCCUCGCGCUCCGGAAGGGAUUUCUCGGGCCGCGAGCGCCCUCCUCCUCGGUUUCCGCGUGAGACGUAGAGCUAAGAUACCGAGGCCGCGAGCGAGAUGCCGGUGGCCGUGGGUCCCUACGGACAAUCUCAGCCAAGCUGCUUCGAUCGCGUGAAGAUGGGCUUUGUGAUGGGUUGUGCCGUAGGCAUGGCGGCCGGGGCACUCUUCGGGACCUUUUCCUGUCUCAGGAUCGGAAUGCGGGGUCGGGAGCUGAUGGGCGGCAUUGGGAAAACCAUGAUGCAGAGUGGCGGAACAUUUGGCACAUUCAUGGCCAUUGGGAUGGGCAUCCGAUGCUAACCAUACCAGUGGCUGUUCACUACAUCUUCUCAUCAAUCCCAGCCCAUAUGAUAUAAUAAAACAAAUUCUUUGAGUA